CUGGGCCAGGGCGGGGCCGGCGAGCUGCGGCCCGGAACCGCGCGGCUGGACCUCCGCCUUGCCGGCCGCAGCUUCCCGACGCCGGUCCCGGGGGCGCCAUGGAGCCUCGGGCGGUUGCGGAAGCCGUGGCGACAGGGGAGGAAGACGUGAUCGUGGAGGCUCUGCGGAGGUACAACCAGGAGCACUCCCAGAGCUUCACGUUCGACGAUGCCCAACAGGAGGACCGGAAGAGACUGGCGGAGCUGCUGGCCUCGGUCCUGGAGCAGGGCUUACCAGCCUCCCACCGUGUCACCUGGCUUCAGAGUGUCCGAAUCUUGUCCCGGGACCGCAGCUGCCUGGAUGCCUUCACCAGCCGCCAGAGCCUUCGGGCACUGGCCUGCUAUGCUGGCAUCUCUGCCUCCGAAGAGUCCGUCACGGAGCCCCCGGACAUGGAUGUUGUGCUUGAGUCCCUCAAGUGCCUGUGCAACCUGGUGCUCAGCAGCCCUCUGGCACAGAUGCUGGCGGCCGAGGCCCGCCUGGUGGCAAAGCUGGCGGAGCGUGUGAGCCUGUACCGCGAGAGGAGCUUCCCCCACGACGUUCAGUUCUUUGACUUGCGGCUCCUCUUCCUGCUGACGGCGUUGCGCACUGACGUGCGGCAGCAGCUGUUUCAGGAGCUGAAUGGAGUUCGCUUGCUGACGGACACCCUGGAGCUGACGCUGGGGGGGACUCCUGGAGAGAGCCCCCCCAAGCUCCUUCCUCCCCAAGAGACGGAGCGAGCCAUGGAGAUCCUCAAAGUGCUCUUCAACAUUACGUUCGACUCUGUCAAGAGGGAGGUGGAAGAGGAAGACGCUGCCCUUUACCGGUACCUGGGCACCCUCCUCCGGCACUGCGUGAUGGUUGCUGCUGCUGGAGACCGCACGGAAGAGUUCCAUGGCCACACAGUGAACCUUCUGGGCAACUUACCCCUGAAUUGUCUGGACAUCCUCCUCACCCUGGAGUCACACAAAGGCUCCGUGGAGUUCAUGGGAGUGAACAUGGAUGUGAUUCGUGCCCUCCUCAGCUUCCUGGAGAAGCGUUUGCACCAGACACACAGGCUGAAGGAGAGUGUGGCUCCCGUGCUGAGUGUGCUGACGGAGUGCGCCCGCAGGCACCGCCCGCCCAGGAAGUUCCUGAAGGCCCAGGUGCUGCCCCCACUGCGGGACGUGAAGACCCGGCCUGAGGUCGGGGAGCUGCUGCGAAACAAGCUCGUCCGCCUCAUGACACACCUGGACACGGAUGUGAAGAGGGUGGCUGCCGAGUUCCUGUUUGUCCUGUGCUCUGAGAGCGUGCCGCGGUUCAUCAAGUACACAGGUUACGGGAACGCUGCGGGCCUCCUGGCUGCCAGGGGCCUCAUGUCGGGGGGCCGGCCCGAGGGCCAGUACUCAGAGGACGAGGACACGGACACGGACGAGUACAAGGAAGCCAAGGCCAGCAUAAACCCAGUGACCGGGAGGGUGGAGGAGAAGCUGCCCAACCCCAUGGAGGGCAUGACGGAGGAGCAGAAAGAGCACGAGGCCAUGAAGCUGGUGAACAUGUUUGACAAACUCUCCAGGCACAGAGUCAUCCAGCCCAUGGGGAUGAGUCCCCGGGGCCACCUCACAUCCCUGCAGGAUGCCAUGUGCGAGACCAUGGAGGGGCAGCUCUCCUCGGACCCUGACUCAGACCCUGACUGAGGAUGUCGGCUGUUCUGCUCCCCCAUCAGAACUGGUGCUGCUUCCAGAGACUUCCUUGGGGCUAUGACCCGGGAAGCCACAUCCCGCAAGCCACAUGGCUCCACGCCUCUCUCUCCAAGCUGGAGACCUUUUCUCUUUACUUCCAAGGUUCUGUUCGUGAUGUGCCUCUGGUCCGGUUUCUUAUCUCUAGGACCAUGAUGGCCUUUCUCUGCUCUAACUCUGGGCAGUCUGCCUUGAUUUCCACAGAUGAAGUACUUUCACGCGUGCCAAGAGGAAUGUGUGCAGAAGCUGCUACCUGAGGGCAGGGCCUACCUGGACACGCAGUCGAGUACACGUAGGAGGGUAUGGGCCAAGUGUGGGCACACGCAGGCGCAGGAUGCCUGAGGUUGGAGCGCGGGCCCAGAGCCAGUAUGUUGGGGCAUGUGCUGCAUUUUACAGGGAAAAGGAAUCUGCUAGAAUUUUAUAUACAAGUAUGUCAAACACCCAUUCCAAGGUAUGCUCUGUUGUUUCUGUCCCACUGAGCGCAGAGCUGGUGGCCUCCUCUACGUUCCUGUUGGUCUUGGCUUAGCCACCACUGUUGUAUCCACAGCACCCGGUUCUUGCUGGUUGUGGCAAUUAAAUCUCAGUCCUUCCCACUGGCUUAGACUGUAAAUACUUACGUGAGGGAAAAUGCCUCUUGUGCUACCAUAAUAAAUUGAGGUUUGUAUCGUGCACCACAAGUAGCCGCAGAAACAUCAUCCUGGAAUAAAGACUUUGGGACACGAA
This is a messenger RNA of Lemur catta (Ring-tailed lemur), 2456 nucleotides long. It is a transcript of the gene RIC8A, whose product is annotated as RIC8 guanine nucleotide exchange factor A. The record is from RefSeq and is a predicted model, not a curated record. The transcript is spliced from 10 exons. Bases 99 to 1691 code for a protein of 530 amino acids. NCBI's taxonomy places the organism in Eukaryota, Metazoa, Chordata, Mammalia, Primates, Lemuridae. Gene Ontology annotation, biological process: G protein-coupled receptor signaling pathway. Gene Ontology annotation, molecular function: G-protein alpha-subunit binding; guanyl-nucleotide exchange factor activity. Gene Ontology annotation, cellular component: cytoplasm; plasma membrane.